This is a messenger RNA of Schistosoma curassoni, 699 nucleotides long. NCBI's taxonomy places the organism in Eukaryota, Metazoa, Platyhelminthes, Trematoda, Strigeidida, Schistosomatidae. The record is from the annotation of a GenBank genome assembly.
UAAUCCUAUGCUCAUAGCACCGUAGUAUUUCAAAAAUGUCAUCUGAUGGUAGUUUAGGUGGUUACUUUCUGUUGUCAGUCACUGGACAGAUUGAAAAGGCUGACUUUCCACUCCAUGACUAUAUAUGGUGCAAGUACUGCUUCGCAACUGGUCAAGACUGGACCAAAUUAACCGUAAGAUUCUAAAAUGACCUAUACAACAGAAAUAUGACAGGGCCUCGAUGAAGGGAUGACUCAAACUUCUAUUAAAGGUGUUGGUUGCAAUGAUCAGAACAAUUUCAACUUUCCAAUUGACAUUUCAUGGAAGUCUACAAACCCAUUCGGUUGGCCUCAAAUCGUCCUUCAUGCUUAUGGCGUUGACGUCUUUGGUAAGGAUGUUUUGCGAGGUUACGGUGCCGUUCACGUUCCAAUGAAGAUCGGAAGCCACAGAAAAAGAGUAUCCAUGUUUGUGCCUCAAUCUUCUUCACAGUUAAUGAAAUUGAAUGCAUGGUUAACUGGAAAAAGACCAGAGUUUCUUAAUCCAAAAGUAAUAGCUUAUGGUGAGGGUCGUGGAGUAACUAAAGUGCAAACCCAAGGUUUCGUAGAUAUCAUAUUCAAUAUCGCCGUAAAAAAUCUACAGAAUUUAGGUUAUGCUAAUGAUAAGAAAAGGGAGACUUUAACAGAAGAUUUAUUGAUGCUAAUAAAUAAAGAUCCAAUAUAG